ACUUGCAGCUGAAAACGCCCGUCCAAAGCAAGCCCUUUCUCCGUUGCUGCGCAUUGGACAACGUGUGCAGCGGGAAGCGAGGCCAAUGUUUAUCCGGUGGAUGUGCACACUCGGGCGCUUACAUGGAAGGAACGAGAGAAACUUCGGGAGCAUGCCCAAACUUCUGGGUCCCUCACAUGGCACAACUUUGUUUCAAAGCCCAAUCACGCGUCUGUAUGGACGCCUCCAUGCAGGCGGCGGGGAGAGUUCCCGCGUGUUCGCCAAGGUGUGGCUUCUUGCACAUUUUCAGGCGGAACGACGGACAAGGCAAGCUCCGGAGUACAGAUACAGGGCGGCACGGGAGAAACAAGAAUGGAAAGCAGCGAUGCAUGUCACCAUCCCAUCCCCUCUUUGCCUCAAUAAUUUGCAUGCCCGUAUGUCUUGGGUUUCCAGCUUUCAUUUCCCGGUUUUAUCUAGUCCUGUUUCUGUUUUGUUUGCUCUGCACGCAGCAUGGUGGCGCAGACAUGCUCGACGAGUUGAGGUUGGGUUCGAGAGCUUCAGCUUCAAUAACACACAACUCACAGUCCCAAACCUGAUAGCAUGCAUUCGGGCUGGCUGCAGUCCCAUCAUUCGAACUCUCAUCGCUCGUCACCUAAUCGUAUUUGUCUCCCUCAUAACGUUAUCCCUCCCGUCAUCGAGGGUUCUUCCUAGUCUAUGUUUGGCCGAUCUCGAUUUCUUUUUCAAAGCCACUCGUCGUUGCCCUGCAAGGCCGUUGGUCCGUUGGCGCCUCGGGGCUUACACAGUA
Molecule: messenger RNA, 784 nt
Organism: Parathielavia appendiculata
Lineage: Eukaryota; Fungi; Ascomycota; Sordariomycetes; Sordariales; Chaetomiaceae
Exons: 2
Coding region: 123-575 (150 amino acids)
Source: RefSeq, a predicted model, not a curated record